GAGAGGGGCAGGGGCGUAUCUACCUGGUGGUGUUACCUGUGGAUCUACGGCGGGGACUCGCAGGGGUGGAUUGGGACGCAAGAACUUCGGGUCGGUCCCCGUUUAGCCGGUCCCGACUCCCCCUCUGUGGCCUUCACUAACUCCUUUGCCUGGCUGGCUGCCGCGAUCGGGGGUCAGCUCCGAUCGGGCAGCGUUGGGAAAUAGCUUCUGCGCAUGUGCAGAAGUUAAAUGGGCUCAGCUGCGCUGCUUUCCCUCCCUCGCUCCUCACAGGACAGGGGUCCCCACCGCUGUCGGCUGCCGCUUCCUCUGUGUCCCGGGCUGCGUCGCACACUACACAAGUCUAACCAGCGUUGCAGCCCAGGCUCAGAGUCUGGCUGCGCUGGCUGUAAAAAAGUAGAGGCAGCAGCCUUUGGGACAGUAGUGCAGCCAGCUGAUCAGUGACCCACCACGCUGAACACGCUCAUGGCCUCAGCUGUUCCUGGCUCCUGUCAUAUUCUUCUCUCUGCCGGCUCUACCUCCUGCACUCUUUAUUGGCCCUUGAGAAAUAACUAACAGAAGGAACCUGCCAUCUUGGAAGAACUGCCCCCAGCCACAUCCAACCAAAGUCCACCUCACAUAACUUCCAUCAUCCAGUGGGCUGCAGAGGGCUGGCGCUGGGCUGCUGUGUAACUGGAGCAGGCUGGCUGCUGAGCACACUUGUACAGGCAGGGAGAGAACAGGAGCUGUGUUACUUAUAGAUGGGAACAUAGGGAAAAGGCUGGAAGAAUGAACCUGAAGGUCUGCUCCGUCCUCCAGCUUCUCCUCCUGUGUAAGGUGGUGGUCUCAGUCAACUUCAGCUACCACCGCUACACUGAGCUCAUCCAAGCCCUGUAUGAUGUGCACAACGCCUGCCCUUAUAUCACCAGGAUAUACAGCAUUGGGAAGAGCCAUCAGCAGAGGAACCUAUACGUGAUCGAGUUCAGUGACCACCCUGCCAAACACGAGCUGCUGGAGCCGGAAUUUAAGUAUGUCGCAAACAUGCAUGGCAACGAAAUCCUGGGAAGGGAGCUUCUUAUCCAGCUUUCCGAGUUCCUGUGUGAGGAGUAUCGCAACGGCAACGAAAGGAUAAUCAAACUUAUUCAUAACACGAGGAUACAUAUCAUGCCAUCUAUGAAUCCAGAUGGAUAUGAAGUCGCUGCAGAGCAGGGUCCAGAUACAAAUGGAUAUCUGACUGGGAGAAAUAACUUCAAUGACGUAGAUCUGAACCGAAACUUCCCUGAUCUCAAUUUACUGAUGUACCACAAUGAGAAGCAUGGGGGACCCACCGACCACCUACCCCUUCCUGACAACUGGAAGUACUCGGCGGAGCCAGAGACAAUCGCCACAAUCACGUGGAUGCAGAAUUACAAUUUUGUCCUGUCCGCCAAUCUUCACGGUGGAGCUGUUGUAGCCAAUUAUCCCUUUGAUAAAACAAAAGAAUUUCGGGGCAGAGGCUACCGCGGCACGGCUAGCUACACCGCCACGGCUGACGACAAACUGUUUAAAGCGCUGGCAUUAUCAUACUCCUAUGCUCAUGGCUGGAUGCACUUUGGGUGGAACUGUGGAGAUUACUUUCCCAAUGGAAUAACUAAUGGAGCUUCCUGGUAUUCCCUCUCUAAAGGAAUGCAGGACUUUAACUACCUACAUAAAAACUGCUUUGAAAUAACACUGGAACUGAGCUGCCAAAAGUUUCCACGUGAGGAAGAUCUGGAGAGAGAGUGGUACGGAAACCGCGAGGCUCUGAUCACGUUCCUAGAACAGGUUCACAAAGGUAUUAAAGGAAUGGUGACCGAUGAAAAUAAUAAUGGUAUAGCUGAUGCAGUGAUCUCAGUUGACGGCAUUAAUCAUAACAUUAGGUCUGGUGAAGGAGGGGAUUAUUUUCGUUUAUUAUUACCAGAUACGUACAUUGUAACUGCAUCGGCGCAUGGUUAUUAUCCAAAGACCUCAACGGUAACCGUGGGCCCAGACGCAGCCACAGUGCUUAAUUUUGAGUUGAAAAAAGAAAAAUCAGCAUCAAGUUCUAAGGAAAAAACAUCAACCGUGUCAAAGGAGAAAGCGUCAUCGGGUUCAAGGGAAAAGUUGUCUUCCAGAAAUCUGAACUCCAAGAACCAAAUAAAGAAGGUGGUUCCCAGGGCGGCAGACAGGAGAAGGAAGGGGAGAUGAACGCAUCAGGCGGUUAUUACUGUGGGUCACAAGGCUGUCACCCUAAUCAGGACACACAUCUUAUAAUUCCGUAACUCGAAAGGACUCAACGAGCCAGUAGAUAAAAUUAAUAUGUAUGAAAGAGAAAACUAUAUAUUAUCACGCAUUGUUAAAGUAUGUUGUUAAAUGUUGUGUAUUUAAGUCAAAAGAAAUAUAAAAAAAUUAUAUUAUUA
This is a messenger RNA of Pseudophryne corroboree (corroboree frog), 2393 nucleotides long. RefSeq names its product carboxypeptidase N subunit 1 (gene CPN1). Bases 766 to 2181 code for a protein of 471 amino acids. Gene Ontology annotation, biological process: protein processing; peptide metabolic process. Gene Ontology annotation, molecular function: metallocarboxypeptidase activity; zinc ion binding. The transcript has 10 exons. The record is from RefSeq and is a predicted model, not a curated record. Lineage: Eukaryota; Metazoa; Chordata; Amphibia; Anura; Myobatrachidae.